AUGCCACCUUUGGACGCAGUGCUUGAGGUCUUGCGAUGGGCAAAAUGUACGUUUUCGCGAGCAUUCACUAAGAAAGCAAAGCUAAGAUGGACAUUAGCUCACCAAAACUAUCUAAGGGUUCAGUCGAUCUCUCAGAUCCUGCCCCUUCAGAAGUUCGAGGAUAUCUGUCGCAAGGUUUACUUUGCCGUAGACAGCUACUCAGAGAUAGAUUUUGUUCUCACGACCGGGUUUCUAUCUUACAUGUUUGCUGAACACACAGUUUCGGAAGGGUCUGCAAGUUUCCGAGAUCAUUUCCAGCUCUGUCAGAGGAGCCUCGCAAAAGCCCUCUCACUCCUCCCAAUCAUGUUACCACCAUCCAUGGAGGUCAUUGCUGCGUUGACAUUUGGAGCAAUGGGACAUGGAGACGAACAAAGGAACACGGAAACCAGCUUGUUUUGGACCGUUUUCAAGUUCGAAAAGGGACUGGCACUCCGUCUAGGACGACCAUCUGGGAUCCGUGAUGCCGAGAUCACACUGCUAGCCGAGCCGGACGAGCCCCGAACCACCAGGAUCGCCCGGAUCCAGGGACAGGUUUACGAUCGGCUAUACAGCCCAGCCGGCCUACCAAUAUUAUCGGAGCGGAAAGCCCAAGCUAUGCAACUUGCUGAUGAAGAGAGCCUCAAAGAUGCCCAGGCAGACCAUAUGCGCGCUACAUAUCUCCACAGCGAUCUUGUCUGCCAUUCCUCCAUCCUGACUCUAAUUUUGAGAGCAGUUCCUUCGGCGCAACGUUCAGGAAUAACAGACGAGUGCGCUUCGGCAGCCCGUGACACGAUAGAGGCACAUCGACAGUGUAUAGAGAGUUUGCGCGGUUGCAGCGAUCCAGCAACAGUCGUCAAAUACCUCAAUUGGUGUGUGAGUUUCCUCUCAGACAUGCACGGCUGGCUGAUCUUUAUGCGCAGGGCCAUUAUCCAUGUCCCAUUCGUCCCGUUUAGCAUCAUUUUCACUUGCGUGGUACGGACCUUCAACUUCGACGACCUGGCCCUCCUGGAACGGUUUGCUGCAUCUCUUAAACCAGAGACAACAGAUGAAAACUCACCAACGCAUCCAUACCGCCUUUACGACCUCCUCUGCCAGGCAGCUAGGCUCCACAUCACCAGAACCCAGUUCUCGGCAUCGGAUCCCAACAUGACAGGAGACGAUUCAACUUUGCUGUCCGAUUUCGAGGCUUCGCAGUUCCUUGCAGAGACUACAGGGCCCAUUGAUGAUUUCGUAAAUCCCGAUCUUCUGAUGUUUGAUGCCAGCGAUUGGUAUCAAGGUAAUCAGCAUUUCAUCGGCCUUUUAGAUGAAGGUGGACUAUUUUAG
Messenger RNA from Colletotrichum higginsianum IMI 349063, 1341 nucleotides. RefSeq names its product C6 transcription factor. NCBI's taxonomy places the organism in Eukaryota, Fungi, Ascomycota, Sordariomycetes, Glomerellales, Glomerellaceae. The transcript has 3 exons. The record is from RefSeq and is a predicted model, not a curated record. Bases 1 to 1341 code for a protein of 446 amino acids.